AUGGCGUUUUGGUUACAGAUGGGUUUCCUGCUUGGAGCCGUAACAUCACCAGUGGUGAGAGGGAGAGUGGAAAUAGAGCUGUCUCCUGAAUGCAGAGAGUUUCUCUACAUGGGGACACCACCAACAGGUCUGGAGCACCACUCCGUCACGUACAUUUGUCAGUUUUACAACAAGAAGCCGCGGUAUGUGACUCUGUACAGCACGGAGGAUCACAUACCCAUCUACUCUGCUUAUACCUUCAAGCGCACUGAUGGGGAGAUAUGUGUGGAUGUUACCUGGAUGUAUGAGCCACAGCUAUCCACGUCCUCUGACACAGGCGAGAUGCAGCCCUUUCCUAGUGGCUACAUGCACAAGAAUUUCGAAGACGUCCAAGCAAUUCUGGACGACUACAUAAACGCCAUAAACUAUGAACGCGGUACCCUCAACCCAGACGAGCAUCAGAACGAACUGGAUGACAAGGCCUCCACCUACACCCUCACCAACGUUGUUCCGAUGUCGCCCAACGUCAACAACAGAGUCUGGAACGAUCAGGAGCACGUCAUCCGCAAACGUCUCAACAACUACUGCCUAGGAAAGGCUUACGUUGUGACAGGUGUCACAACCUCGGGGAUGAUGAUCCACAGAGAAAACAUGAACCGCAUCGCAGUUCCCACCUACUUGUGGUCAGCCUAUUGCUGCGUUAUCUUCGACCGCAACGCCCCCUUUACCGAACGGUACAAGUUUCCAUCAUUUGCUCAUUACAGCCUCAAUGAGGAGGAGAACAAGGAUGUGGUAGAGGUCCCUGUCACAAAGCUUAAGGAGUUCCUCAGGAGGACCACGUUUGUAAACCAGAACUUUCAGAUCUUUGUGGGAGACUGUAUGCCCCCACCAUCCAGUAAAACUGAAUAA
Molecule: messenger RNA, 888 nt
Organism: Nematolebias whitei (Rio pearlfish)
Lineage: Eukaryota; Metazoa; Chordata; Actinopteri; Cyprinodontiformes; Rivulidae
Product: endonuclease domain-containing 1 protein-like
Exons: 2
Coding region: 1-888 (295 amino acids)
Molecular function (GO): metal ion binding; hydrolase activity; nucleic acid binding
Source: RefSeq, a predicted model, not a curated record